Molecule: messenger RNA, 1323 nt
Organism: Patiria miniata (bat star)
Lineage: Eukaryota; Metazoa; Echinodermata; Asteroidea; Valvatida; Asterinidae
Exons: 1
Coding region: 289-1242 (317 amino acids)
Source: RefSeq, a predicted model, not a curated record
UAAUUAGUAGAAUUUCACCGGUGGACCCAACAUUUUGGCGCACUCCGUCAUUGCAGGCCAUUAAUUUUUGCAGUCAGGCGAGGGACUCUUUUUCUGACACACGUCACGUCUGUGGUCGACACACACGGGCUGAAAUACUCUGAAUCUGCAACGAAACGUACUUUACUUGAAGCAAAAAAAAAACCGGCCCUUGUACUUUUCUGAUUCUUUGUGAAAGUGCUACUUUUGUCACAUUUGCUUUGGGAAGAUCGAGAGCAUAUUGUCUGUACAGCAUUCCUGUCUUCAAGUAUGGCGUGGUUCACAGCAAGCUCUACUCAGAUCCUUGUCUCGAUCAUCAUCAAUUUACCUAGCUGCCAGGCCCUCUACGCCUCCUGCCCGCCUGGCUGGCUGAAAUGGCAGCAAUCUUGCUACAUCUUACUGCCGGACAAGAUGAAUUGGUUUGAGGCCUCGGAGGCUUGUAACCGGCCGGGAAGCAGUCUGGCCGUGCCCAACUCGCGGGAAGAAAACGACUUCAUCUGGAAGUCAGUGAGGCCACAGACUAGCGGUAUGUGGAUAGGCUGUACGGAUGCGGCCCAAGAGGGUAUCUGGCUGUGCGGAGGUCAACCUCUGUCUUUUCCAAAUUGGAAUCCUGGCAAUCCGCACACCGACAACCAGCGUAACUGCGCCCGAAUGACUGUGAACCGUGGCGGGGGCUCGUGGUCUGACAGCGUUCCUUGCGGUAGCAGAAACCGCAAACAUGCAGCCUGUGAGAUGACGGUCUCUGCGAUGCCAGCCUACCACAUCUUCACUGGUCCUGAUGGGCGUGUCUCCCAACGUCAACCUAUGACUUUUCCAAAUUGGAAUCCUGGCAAUCCGCACACCGACAACCAGCUUAACUGCGCCAGGAUGACGACACACUUUGGCGGGGGCCUGUGGUCCGACGAUGUUCCUUGCGGUAGCAGCAAGCGCAAACAUGCAGCCUGUGAGAUGACGGUCUCUGCGAUGCCAGUCUACCACACCUACACCGGUCCCGAUGGGCGUGUCUCCCAGCGAUGCCUCCUCAAUCACGACAUCAAGAAACUGGCGGCAGAGGGCUUGCUUGCCUGCGGCUGGGCGUGUCGGGCCGAUCCCCGAUGCCGCUCCUUUAAUCUCUGGCAGAUCAGCAAGAGAGAAAAGAUGUGUCAACUCAAUGACGUCACUCGUUUUGGGGCUGAUUGCAACGACUUCAAAGCAAUCGACAAAUGCUAUUACUUUGACUUGUAAAAUAGGGAGAUUUGAGCAGCUUCGACCGUGUUGUGGCAUUGCUGGGGGAAAAAAAAUUGACAUACAAGAACAAUUGGCAGA